This is a messenger RNA of Aspergillus neoniger CBS 115656, 1156 nucleotides long. RefSeq names its product putative calmodulin. Bases 150 to 1034 code for a protein of 294 amino acids. Lineage: Eukaryota; Fungi; Ascomycota; Eurotiomycetes; Eurotiales; Aspergillaceae. Gene Ontology annotation, cellular component: cytoplasm; myosin II complex. Gene Ontology annotation, biological process: mitotic cytokinesis; actomyosin structure organization. The record is from RefSeq and is a predicted model, not a curated record. Gene Ontology annotation, molecular function: myosin heavy chain binding; calcium ion binding; cytoskeletal motor regulator activity. The transcript has 3 exons.
UGAAUGGUUUAUCUCCAUCUCCCAUUCUAUCCUGCCAUCUUUUCCCCUCUUGAUCCUUCUUUGCUGUGUGUGAUACUCCCAAUCUGAUAGGGAAUUUUGUACAGUUGCAUAUCAUCGUCAUAUUUAUUCUCCACAGUGUUUACUCCAGCAUGGUCUCCUCCAACGCCCCCUUCAGGCCAUCGCCAUUAUCAUUUGGCUCCCCUCGACCCUCCCCUUUUCGCCGUCCUUCCACGCCCAACUCCCCUCCUCAGGGCCGUUCAAGCACCCCCGGCAGUUCCCCCGGUCGCGGAUACACCCCGGUCCAGUCUCCGAGCAAACUCAAGGAAUCAUACACAGUCGAGGAAGAUGACGGUUCAUCGCCCAAAAGCAAGCCCAGGAGUCCCAUUGCGCAGCCCCGAUUCACACGAGAGGCGCCCCCCUCGCCGACGAGGGGCGCCAAUGCCCCGGAUUCGUCGCCGUCGUUGAUGGAAGCCAAAGCCACGAACAUGAUGGCGGCGUCAUCUGAUGCAGCAGCCAAACUUCCCCCGGCACAACUGCGGGAAAUCAGAGAAGCCUUCCAAGUCCUGGACCGAGAUAACGAUGGUUUGGUAGAUAAGGACGAUGUGGCGGAUGUGCUUACGAACGUGGGCCAAGACCCGACUGCCAUUUCCAAGUUCUUCCCUCUGGGAGGUCCCCAGACUAUGAAUUUCCCCACCUUUCUCAAUACCCUCUCACAGCUGCUCGCCCCUCUUUCUUCCCGCCAAGAGCUCAUGAAUGCCCUAGCGGCCUUCGACGAGGACGAUAGCGGUCAGAUCGAUGUCGACGAGCUGCGCGAUGCUCUCUUACAUACAGCGUCCGAGGACGGAGACCAUCCACUAAGCGACCGGGAGAUCAAUGAGGUACUCAGUGGGUUUACGGGGCGCCGAGCAUUUGGUGGGAAAGGUGCUCGGGCAACGGGCGGAGGAAAGAGGGGGGAGGUAUUCCGAUACCAGGACUUUGUCAGUGGAAUCAUGGGAGGGACAGAGAAUGGAUCGACGAAUCGCCGCGACGCCUAGUAGAUAGCCGCAACGGCGGAGUGGGAAUUAUUGCUUAUAGUUCGGUAACGGCGUUCGGAUGAGGAGGGAUACCGAUAGUUAGGGAACCCGACUGGCUCUGGCAGCCAUUGACCUGCAAUUUU